Messenger RNA from Arachis duranensis, 4096 nucleotides. Its product is annotated as LRR receptor-like serine/threonine-protein kinase RPK2. NCBI's taxonomy places the organism in Eukaryota, Viridiplantae, Streptophyta, Magnoliopsida, Fabales, Fabaceae. Gene Ontology annotation, biological process: protein phosphorylation. The record is from RefSeq and is a predicted model, not a curated record. Gene Ontology annotation, molecular function: protein kinase activity; ATP binding; protein binding.
AAGAAAAACGCGUUUUGUGAAAAAGAACACCGUUGAAUCUUGUUUCUCUCCUCCUUCGUCUCCUCCUCCUCCUCUCUCUCAUCCCCUUUUUUUUCUUUCUUGCAAUUUUCCUUCAAAAUCGGGAUUAGGGUUUUCAGAAAAACCCUUUUCUCCCUUCUUUACUCACUCAAGGGAGAAACAAACAAAAAUAAAAGAAGAUUUUUGUUUUGUGUUUUGAAUUCCAGUUUUGCAUCUUCUUCUGUGAGAUGUUUUCUUCUUCUUCUUCUUUUCGUUCCAGUUCAGUGAUCAAAUGGAGCACCUUCACUUCUCAGUUCCACUUUAUGUUCCUCCUUUUCCUCCUCCUAUUUUCGUUUCACAAAAACGACGCCGUUUCACCCUCUUCCGACAAAUCCCUACUUCUCAAGCUCAAAGACUCUAUCUCCGACCCCUCCGGCAUGCUCUCCACGUGGAUCCCCACCGCCGGCAACGACUCCGACCACUGUUCAUGGCGCGGCGUGCUCUGCGACUUGGCCUCGCCGCCGCGCGUAGUAGCCAUCAACCUCACCGGAAACGGCCGGAGCAGCCGAAGCUUCUGCUCCGAUUUCGCUCAAUUCCCUCUAUACGGCUUCGGAAUCAGGCGGAGCUGCAACGGCAGCGGCGGUUCCCUCUUCGGAAAGCUCCCGCCGGUUAUCGGCGACCUUUCCGAGCUCAGGAUCCUCUCUCUCCCCUUCAACGGCAUUGACGGCGAGAUUCCCGGCGAAAUUUGGGGGUUGCGGAACUUGGAGGUGCUUGAUCUAGAAGGGAACUUGGUGACCGGUCACCUACCGUUACGGUUCGAAGGUUUGAAGAAGCUGAGGGUUCUGAAUUUAGGGUUCAACAGAAUCAUUGGAGAGAUACCGAGCUCAAUUGUAUCACUCGAGAGCUUGGAGGUUCUGAAUUUGGCUGCUAAUGGUUUGAAUGGUUCUGUUCCUGGUUUCUUAGGGAGGCUUAGAGGGGCGUAUCUGUCAUUUAACGAGCUCGUCGGCGUUAUCCCGGAGGAGAUAGGGGAUAAUUGUGGGAGCCUUGAGCAUCUGGAUUUGUCAGGGAACUUCUUGGUCCAGGGCAUUCCGGUAAAUUUAGGUAACUGUACCGGGUUGAAGACUCUGCUUCUGUAUUCGAAUCUUUUGGUAGAUGCCAUUCCCAGUGAAAUCGGAAAGCUUAAGAGCCUUCAAGUGUUGGAUGUUUCGAGGAACACGCUCAGUGGUCCGGUGCCACGCGAGCUAGGGAACUGCUCGGAGUUGUCUGUCCUUGUGCUCUCAAACCUCUUUGAUCCCACCGGAGGUGCGGUGAGGGAUUCUGGGGAUGAUUCUUCAGCAGGGCAGCCAGUUUCUGUGAACGACGAAUUCAAUUAUUUUGAAGGUGCAUUGCCUGCGGAGGUUGCACUGCUUCCAAAACUGAGAUUGUUGUGGGCUCCCAUGGUUAACCUGGAAAAUGAUUUUCCAAGAAAUUGGGGCAGUUGUGACAGGUUGGAGGUGGUUAAUUUGGCUCAGAAUUACUUCACCGGGGAGUUCCCCAACCAGCUUAGGUCCUGCAAGAAGCUGCAUUUCCUUGAUUUGAGCUCAAAUAACUUCACUGGUGAGCUUUCUGCUGAACUUGGUGUACCUUGUAUGACUGUCUUUGAUGUUAGUGGGAACAUUUUGUCCGGUUCGAUACCCGAGUUUGUUGGUGAUAUCUGUCCCCCUGUUCCUUCAUAUAAUGGGAAUCUCUUUGAAUAUGAUGACUUGUCCCUGCCAUACGCAUUGUUUUUUAUGUCAAAUGUUAGGGAUAACUUCCAUUUUGCCAUCAUUAGGAGGAUUUCCGGGCCGUUACCAUCGAAUCUGUUUGAUAAAUGUGACGGUGUAGAUUCGCUGCUAUUAAAUGUCAGUUAUAAUAACUUGUCUGGUAAGAUUCCUUCCAAUGUUGGCGCGAUAUGCAAAUCACUGAAAUUUUUGGACGCAUCCGGAAAUCAUAUUUCGGGAGCAAUUCCUGCCGGUUUUGGGGACGUGGUUUCUCUUGUUGCUCUUAACUUAAGUCGGAAUCAAUUACAAGGUCAAAUUCCUUCCAGCCUUGGUCAAUUGAAGGAUCUAAGGUUUCUCUCUUUGGCACGCAAUAAUUUAAGUGGCUCGAUUCCUUCAAUCUUGGGGCAGUUGCACUACUUAGAAGUCUUGGACCUCUCUUCCAACUCGCUUACUGGUGAGAUCCCUGAGGCUAUUGUGAACAUGAGAAACCUGACUGAUGUGCUCCUCAACAACAACAAGCUUUCUGGCCACAUACCUCCUGGUUUGGCUAGCCUCCGUACGCUCUCUGCAUUUAAUGUGUCUUUCAAUAACUUAUCUGGGUCCUUGCCAUCACAUAGCAGCUUAAUUAAAUGCAGCAGUGCUGUGGGGAAUCCUCUUAUACGUUCUUGUCGUGGAUUUUCUCUCUCUGUGCAAUCACCAGAUCAACAAGGGCAAGCAACAGAUAAUUCUGAGAGUGCUGCACCAGAACAGGCUUCUAGCAGUAAGAGUGGGUUCAACUCCAUUGAAAUAGCAUCCAUAACUUCUGCAUCAGCCAUUGUUUCUGUUCUUAUAGCGCUAGUGAUUCUGUUCCUUUACACAAGGAAGUGGAAACCAAUGUCCAGGGUUGCUGGGUCCACAAGAAAAGAGGUCAUUGUCUUCACUGAUAUCGGGGUUCCAUUGACAUAUGAAGAUGUUGUCCGUGCCACUGGGAAUUUCAAUACAAGCAACUGUAUUGGGAAUGGAGGGUUUGGGACAACCUACAAGGCAGAGAUAUCACCAGGGACUUUGGUGGCAGUCAAACGCCUGGCAAUUGGACGCUUUCAAGGUGCUCAACAAUUCCAUGCAGAGAUUAAGACCCUUGCAAGGCUUCAUCAUCCAAAUCUUGUCACACUCAUCGGUUAUCAUGCUUGUGAGACAGAGAUGUUUCUCAUAUACAACUAUUUGCCAGGUGGCAAUCUGGAAAAAUUUAUCCAGGAGAGGUCAACAAGAGCUGUGGAUUGGAGAAUUCUUCACAAGAUUGCAUUAGACAUAGCCCGUGCACUUGCCUACCUGCAUGAUCAGUGUGUACCUCGAGUUCUCCAUCGAGAUGUCAAGCCCAGCAACAUCUUGUUGGAUGAUGAUUUCAAUGCGUAUCUGUCCGACUUUGGAUUGGCCAGGCUUCUGGGUACUUCAGAGACCCAUGCUACCACUGGUGUAGCAGGAACAUUUGGUUAUGUGGCUCCUGAAUAUGCCAUGACAUGCCGUGUUUCUGAUAAGGCCGAUGUGUAUAGUUAUGGUGUUGUGCUUCUAGAGCUGCUCUCAGACAAGAAAGCAUUGGAUCCUUCAUUCUCCUCUUACGGGAAUGGCUUCAACAUAGUAGCAUGGGCAUGCAUGUUACUGAGGCAAGGCAGGGCUAAGGAGUUCUUCACUGCCGGGUUGUGGGAUGCAGGACCAGGAGAUGAUUUGGUAGAAGUCCUACACUUGGCAGUUGUGUGCACGGUGGACUCCCUCUCUACCAGACCGACGAUGAAACAAGUUGUGAGACGGCUUAAACAACUUCAGCCCCCAUCAUGCUAGCCCCACCCCCAUUUUGUGAGGUUGUUCUCGUUUGACAUAUAGUGAUUUUAGAAAUUUGCCACCUUGUUAAUUUGUAAUUUGGCAUUUGAUGCUUUUCUUUUUUCUUCCUUUUUUUUUUUUGUGUUUUUUCUUAGGUUGAGUUCCAAAUUGUAUGUAACACCCCCAUUGUAUAUUUUAUUAUAGUUGUGCCCCCAAUUUUCCAUGCUCUUUCCUUGAUUAGGUUUAGGGGGCUUGGGGAAGAUUCUGCAGAAGAAUGCAGAUAUUUGAUAUCCACGACAUGCCAUGCGAUGCCAUACAUGCCUAUGCCAUAUGAUGUAUUUCUCCAAAUAAAAUCAUAGCAUACAAUCAAUUUCCUAAACUUAUUUCGCAUCUGUGGCAGAACUAGAGUGAGGAGAAAAAGAAAAGAAAAGAAAAAGAAAAAAAAAACUAUUCUUUUUCCUAUUGGUGUAAAUGUAAGGGAAGGCAUGUUCCCCCACAUGAUCCUAACAAUGUCUUUGGUUCUGGUUGCAUAUGACAAGUUUACUGUAAGUUGUUUCUCAGGUGUA